Setaria italica (foxtail millet) is the source of this 1872-nucleotide messenger RNA. RefSeq lists its product as uncharacterized. The transcript is spliced from 14 exons. The coding region runs from base 201 to 1571 and encodes 456 amino acids. Lineage: Eukaryota; Viridiplantae; Streptophyta; Magnoliopsida; Poales; Poaceae. The record is from RefSeq and is a predicted model, not a curated record.
CCAUCAAAAGAUCUGCGCGCUGCGCGCACCUGCGCCGAAUUCCUAACGACACCACGGCACGAGCACGAGCGCGAGCACGGUACGAGUUGGCGAGACCUCGUGGGCCGCGGCGUCGUUAGAACCAAGGAUUGGAUUGGCCUCGCCGAGGAGGAGGAGGAGGAGGAGGAGGAGGGAGCUGGUGGCGAGAGGGGCUCGCGGGGAUGGGGAUCUCGAGGCCGCUCGCGGUGGCGCUGCUGCUGCUGAUCGCCGUCGCCGGGGCGGCCGCCGAGGAGGAGCCGGCGGUGGUGGUGGCGGACUCGGCGGCCGGCGCGGUGGAGGCCGCGGCCGCGCGGGCCGAGGAGGCUGCGGAGGUGGCGGCGCUUAGGGCGGAGCUGGAGCAGCUCAGGGCGAAGAUCUCCGGCUUAGAGUCAGACAUGGUAGAGCGAUCCAAGGAACUGAAGAACAAGGAUGGUGACAUCGCAAAGCUGGAGAAAGCCAUUGAGGAGAGGUCACAGAAGAUUGCUUCUCUGCAGGCCGAGAUUGCUUCCCUCCAAGCACAGGGAUCUAUAGCUGCUGAGGAGCAGGCAGGCAAGGCCAAUGCCCGGGCUGUUGAGCUUGAGAAGCAGAUUCAGAAGCUGAAAAAGGAUAUUGAAACACAAAGUAGCCAGAGAACAGCACUUGAGUCUAGGGCUAACGAUGCAGAGAAGAAGGUAGAAGAGCUGACUGCAAAGCUUAAUGCUAUCCAAAAGGAAAGUGAUGACAAAAAGCGCAAAAUCAAGAAGACAGAACGUGCUCUUAAAGUUGCUGAGGAGGAAUUGAUGAGGUUGCAGCUAGAAGCAACAGCUAAGGCAAAGCAGCUGACGGAGGUUCAUGGAGCAUGGUUGCCACCUUGGUUAGCUGCACAAUAUGCUCAAUACCUGGAAGUGGUCUCAGGUCACUGGAAUCAACGUGGGAAACCUGCCAUGCAAUUUUUUUUGCAGAAGGCAUCAGAAAAAUCAGCACAGGCGAAGAAAUGGGCUGAACCUCAUAUUGAGACUGCUAAGACGAAAUGGAUUCCUGUUGCUAAGGAAAAAUUGGUUGUCCUCAAGAAAAACGCAGAACCUUAUGUACAAAAGAUCUCAACAAGAUCCGUGGAGCUGUAUGAGUCAUCCCGGGUUGCUGUGACACCUCAUGUUGUCAAAGUUAAAGAACUUGCUGAUCCUUACUACCAGGAAGCCAAGAAGUUUUCCAAGCCUUACAUAGAUCAAGUUGCUGAGAUCACAAAGCCACAUGUUGAGAAAGCUAGAACUGCUCUGAAGCCGUACACUAAAAGAGUUGUUCAUGCAUAUGGGUCAUUUCUUGAGUCAGCAACGACAUACCAUCGCCAGGUUCAAGCAACCAUCUUGGACAACCUUCACCAACAUGAGAUAACGAAAUCACUUGCGACGAAGGAGUUGGUUUGGUUCCUGGCUUCUGCUUUGCUGGCUCUGCCUGUUUUCAUUAUAUUCAGGCUGCUAAUAGAUACCUUCUGCACCAAAAAGAAUAAAAGAUCUCGUGGCGGUAACGGUAACCAUGGCCACAGGAGACACAAGCGCCGGCACACAGACAAGUAGAUCAACUAUCCAGCGCUUAGGGUUCGUCUGCUGUGUAUGGUUGCAUAUCUUCAAGCGGUGCCAUGGAGGAAGGAGGGUCAUGGUCUCAUGGGUAACCCUUACCGUGAAAACAUUGUACACCAACAUUUCUUCUUCUUUUUACAUUUUCGCCCCAGGUGUAAUAUGGACGUCAGUGGCAGCAGACAUUUUAUCUGCACUUUGCUGGGGUUCAGGGGUUAAGCCUCGGCCUUUGUUUCAUUGUUCAUUAUUGUUUAUUGUAAUUUUGUGAAUGCGUUUGAGCUUGCGUGCUUGUUCUUGUUGC